Molecule: messenger RNA, 990 nt
Organism: Culicoides brevitarsis
Lineage: Eukaryota; Metazoa; Arthropoda; Insecta; Diptera; Ceratopogonidae
Product: probable RNA-binding protein 46
Exons: 3
Coding region: 54-644 (196 amino acids)
Cellular component (GO): nucleus
Molecular function (GO): mRNA binding
Source: RefSeq, a predicted model, not a curated record
UCCUAAUUUUUAUUAAAUUUUAAUUAAUUUUGUGCUUUUUAAAGACCUCAACCAUGCAUUUAAUGCUCGUAAAUGGCUUAAUCUAUCCCGUAUCGCAAAUUAAUGGACAACGAAUCACGGGACCUCCGGAAAAUUUGGUUUGGAAUGAGCCGGCUUAUGAAACUAACGAGGUUUUUGUCACAAAUUUGCCUCGAACUGUGUUUGAAGACACUUUGCUGCCCUUAUUUUCGCGCUGUGGCAUCGUUUACAAGAUCCGCUUGAUGAUGUGCUUCUCCGGAACUAACCGAGGAUUCGCUUAUGUGCUUUUUGCGACACAAGCAGCUGCUCAAACUGCACUUUUGUUUUUUGCUCGUUUUCCGUUGUUCGAUCGCUUCAUCUUCGCUCACAAAAGCUCCAACAAACGCAUUUUGUUGAUGGGAAACAUCAACUGUGACAAAUCCACACGCGAAAUCAUCAAUUUUUGCUUCGAGAUGACAAAAUGCGUUGAUGCCAUUCGUGUCAAUGAUGCUGCCGGGAAGCUAAAAUUCCUUUUGUUGAUCUACAAAUGUCAUUAUGAUGCAGCGAUGGCACGUCGUUUGAUGACAACUUGUCUUUUUGACUUUGGGGAACGUUGCUACGUGAAGUGGUACAACAAGCGGAAGUAAAAAAUUUGAUUUUUUGUAACUUUUUUCAUUGAUUGAUGUUUGAAGAAACCCGAAAUGGGUUCAAAUCUUGACGAUUUUUGUAGUUUUAAGUGACAAAAUGUAAUGAAAGCUGAAAAUAUUUGUACUGAUUGAUUAAUUAACGUAAAAAUUAUCAUUUGAGAUGACAAAAAAGGAGCCAUGGAGCCCAAUUAGGUUUAAGAAUUGUCAUGCGAUGCAUGUUAAAUGUAAGAAAUUGUAAGCUAAAGUGCUAAAAAUGUGAAAAUAUUGAUUUGUAAAAGGUUUUGAGAAAGAAUUUUAAGUAGAACUUAUUGAAAAAUUCAUUAAAAAUUAGAUUUUUGUAACUUUA